Molecule: messenger RNA, 2461 nt
Organism: Trichobilharzia szidati
Lineage: Eukaryota; Metazoa; Platyhelminthes; Trematoda; Strigeidida; Schistosomatidae
Source: the annotation of a GenBank genome assembly
GUUGCACUUCAAUGUAAUCCACGUCAGUAACGCAGAUACUGGAUGGAAAUGCUAAUUUACACUAGUAAUAAAAUUAUCAAUCAUCACACUUAGAAAUUAUAUUAAAAAAGAAGAAGCAACGACACACAGGAAUCCAUCAAAUUUUAUGUUUACCUCAAUCAAAGGACAAUAUACUAGAUAAAUAUAUGAAAUGCAAUUUUUCAUAUGGAAUAUUCCCAAUGACAUGUUGUUAGUUGUUUCAAUUAUUUUCGCCCUGUUUAUCGAUUUGCAAAAAUUUCCCACUAAUUUCCAUACUACAGGAUUAAUUUUAUCGAAACAUAUCGAAGCUGAUGAAACUGCCACCACUUCAUCUGUCAAACAUCAGUGGAAUGUUACUGCUAAUACAAAUAAAAAUAAUAAUGAUAAUAAUGAUGAAUCAUCGGCCUCAUAUAAGUCUAAAAAGAGAAUCUGGGCUGCCUUACCAAAACACAUUGAUCUACUCCAUUUUUCUCAGCCAAAAAUUGAAGAUAAACUGGUUACACAACGGACUAAUUUAAUUCAUACUAUAACUGAUCACAGUAAACAGAAAUUCCGCAGGGAAAGUAGCAAACAAACAUAUCAGUUAAAACGUCAUCGUCCACGUAGAUAUCCUUUUCACAGAAAUGGUAAUAAUAACAACAACAAUAAUAAAAAUUAUCCAUCUUAUGAUAAAAAAAUUCAAACAAGAUUUGCUAAAACUUACAAUUAUGCAAAUUUUACGUGUCCAGCUGAGUGUGAAUGUAAUCUUGUCGAAGUAGAGUGUAAAAAUAUCCACCUGGAAUCUAUUCCAACAAAUAUUCCAGUGUAUACAGAAAAACUAACCAUUACCGGGAACAAAAUCAAGAAUUUGGACGGAAAUAGUUUUCGAGGUCUUAUUCAUUUGAAAACACUAAUUUUAUCAAACAAUGGAAUUGAGAAUAUUGAAUCGGAUGCAUUCAAUCAACUUAUCAAUUUGCGUCGUUUGAAACUGAACUCCAAUCUUCUUCACACUCUUCCGGAGAAUGUGUUUGCUCCCCUGAAGCAGCUACAACGUCUGGAUUUACAAGAAAACAAGUUGGUUUGUCUGCCAGAAUCUUUAUUUUCUGGACUAACUGAAUUACGCUAUAUCCUUCUCGCGAAAAAUAACUUAAUAUGGCUUCCUAAAUCUCUGGUUUCCGAAUUGAAGUUGCUCAAACAUAUUGAUUUAAACGAAAAUCCUUUACGAUGUGACUGUUAUCUGCAACCAUUUUUGAAAGAAUUUCUUGUCAAAAAUCGUCUGGAUAUCUUACACAAAACUAAUGCAGUAUGUUCAUCGUUGAGUAUGGAUCCAAGUCUGCAUGGAUAUCCAUUAAACGAAGGAGUAUUUGAUGCAUUGCAAUGUCCUGUCAACUCAGAAAUGUUACACAAGGCUCCAACAGAAUGCACAGUUACAAGUACAUCGUCAUGUGAUGGAAUUUGUGACUGCUCAAUUGAAGGUGUAGCUAACUGUCAAGGACGCGGAUUGAAAGCUAUUCCGAAUGAUUUACCCCAGGAUAUUAUGGAACUAAAUAUGGAUAGUAAUGAAUUGGCUUCACUUCCAGCGAAUGCAUUCGCCAACUACAAGAGCUUAAGAAAAGUUGUUUUAGACAACAAUCAAAUAUCGUAUGUUCAUCCUGAAGCGUUUAGUAAUCUGAGAGAACUUUCUUCUUUAUAUAUAAGUUCGAAUGAAUUGGGUUUAUUACCGUCUAAUCUAUUUUCCCAUCUGUCGAACCUUAAAAUACUAUAUUUACAUCGAAAUAAAAUCUCUUGUAUUCAAAGAGGAUCUUUUGCUGGUUUGGAACACUUACAAAUCUUACACUUGUCAAACAAUCGUAUACAAACUUUCCCAAGGAAUAGUUUUGAAGACCUACGUCGACUGAAAUAUCUUUAUUUAGUCCAUAAUCCGCUUAUAUGUGACUGCCAAUUAGCAGCUUGGUUACCAGCUUUCUUAAUUGAAAAAGAAGCCGGCGGUACACAAUGGGCUAGAUGUGCAGAGCCAUUAAAUGUUCAAGGUCGUCAUGUACGGGAGUUAUUGCCGCAUAUACUACAGUGUCCAAGUACAAUUAAUUAUGAAAAUGAAAGUCAGACUUGUGAAUUUCUUAGCCAUCAAUGCCCUGAAGGUUGUAAAUGUAUGGAUAUCAUAGUAAAGCCAAGAAUGCACGCGAAUUCAGAGGCCGUUUUCCGACCGGAUGAAUUUGGUCUAAUUUCUGGUGGAUUGAGAGUUGACUGCUCAAGUUUAGAGUUAACGGAAAUCCCUCAAAGUCUACCACUGAAUACUAAAGAAUUAAAUCUGAGGAAUAAUUUAAUCAAAUCUAUCACAGUUAACUCUGGUCUAAUUAAGCUGAGAAAUCUGGAAACCCUCACUUUCAUAUGGUAUACAAGACAUUAUUUUUCACAGUUAACUACAAAUAAUGGUAGUCUUGACAUGAAGAUUAAUCAUAUUUAA